AUGACCAAGCAGGAGGUGUGCAGUGGGCAGCAGUUGGAGGUGCCACAGCAACAGUUCCACGGCCAAAGGGAGCGCGGCUCCAUCCGUGGUUGCAGCCUGGAGACGACUCCACCGCGCAGCGGAGCGGCGAUGCCUGCCCUGCUUGCGGAGGGCCAAGGCAGGUCAGCUGGCGCCAGGCAGGGCCGGAAGGCAAGCCUCAGCCAGCGCGUCCAGGAGCUGCGCACCGUCAUCGCCUUGCAAGAGCAAGGGAGGAAGUUUUUCACACGGUCAUGUGAGGAAAAGCUCAAUCAGAAGAAAGAGCUGCUCCCCCGCUUGCGUGAGGUGGUGCAGGAGGACGUCUAUGCCCUGGGCAUUGUCCAGAAGUGCAACAAGCUCACCACCUCCGAGGCUUGCGGAGCACAGAAGCACUUGGGCAUCGCUUUGGCCAGGAAGACGGUGGAGGUGGCCCAGGAGAAGCUCCGGGCCGAAAUCUAUGACCGGGUGAACACGUGCAACAUGCUGCUGUACCAGAUGAGGCAGCGGAGGCGAGCCCGGGGCGAGCUGCGGAGGCGGCUGCAGGAGCUGCAGGAUGUUGAGAGGGAUGACAAGCAGCACCAGGCGCAGAUGCAGGUGAUUCGCCAGCUGGAGAACAACAUUGAGAAGAUGCUCACAAAAGUCCACACCGGACAGAAGGUGACCGCCCUGUACCUGGAGGUGCGGGAUGUCCUCAGGAAGGAGCUGGCCCACCUGCCUCUGCACCUGGACCUCCUGUGUGGGAUGGCCGAGCUGUACCAUGGGGAGUUGGAACACCUGGAGCUCAUGGCCUCGGAUGCCCUCAAAGCCGCUGAUGUAACCGAGGAGGACAUGGCCAAGAUGGAAACCCGGUUCCUUGCGGAGAGAGAGCUCAGGUACCGCUCCCUGGCCGCCCAGAAGGUGCACAUCGACAGAGCCUGGUUUAAGGAAGCAAGCGAAAAGCAUACAAGAGCGCAAGCCAGAUACGAACCUACCACGGACUUACCGACCCUGCACCCGCAGGACUCGCUGGUGGGUGCCAGACUGGAUGCCACCAACUCCCAGAGGGAGCACAAGGCCUGGGUGACCGAGAAGAUGGAGAAGACCAAGGCUGCAGUGCAGUGCUCCCGCGUCUGGGACAUCCCCAGCAGGCUCCUGGCACAGCAGAAGUCCGCGGUGGACCUGGAGCAAUACGUCAAGGAGUGCAAGGAGAAGAAGCAGGUGCUGAAGGAGACACUGAAGGAGCUGGAGCUGAAGCACGCUGAGCUGAAGUUUCACCCACCCCCCAACACAACCAGUUGUAUGGAUGUGAAUGUGGUUGGCUCCAGGAUGCUGGAGGAGAAACUGAGGAUGAACCUGCAGUGGGAAGAAGCUCGGCUGGAGCAGAUGCGAGCCCAGAUGCUGAGGAACCGGGAGCUCCUGCUCGAGUUUGAAAAUGGCAUCAACCACCUCUUGAUCCGUCUGCAUGGCAUCACUGUGCCCGGCCAGGAUGAGUCUGAAAAGGCCAGGGGGGUGGAGGAGAAGCUCCAGCACUGUGAGCGGAAGGUGCAGUACCUGGUGCAGCGGCUGGCCGACCUCCCCGACAGGCACAGCCCCGACGAGGACAACGAGACUUUUGUGAAGGUCAGAAAUUUUCUGGAGAAAACAGCCAUGAAUGAUCCACAGAACCUGAAGAUUUCCUUGGAGGACAUAGACAGUAGGGUCGAAGACCCCUUCGAUUUUGCUGACAAAGACCAGGGCCUUGUCCUCACCCGGGAAGACAUCAAGAAGCAGGGGCUGCAGCUGAUCGAAAGCAAGAAGAAAAGUGGCAAGAAGAAGUAGCGGUUGCUCCAUGAGAGCUUUGGACACCCCAGAGCACCCCUUGUGCUUUGGAUG
Gavia stellata (red-throated loon) is the source of this 1866-nucleotide messenger RNA. RefSeq names its product coiled-coil domain containing 183 (gene CCDC183). The coding region runs from base 1 to 1812 and encodes 603 amino acids. The transcript is spliced from 14 exons. The record is from RefSeq and is a predicted model, not a curated record. NCBI's taxonomy places the organism in Eukaryota, Metazoa, Chordata, Aves, Gaviiformes, Gaviidae.